AUGCCUGCUCUUCAUCCAAAGCCCUUCAAGGUUGAUAUCGCCGAGGAAGAACUAGAACUUCUGAAGAAAAAGUUGCAGCUAGUUCGCCUUCCAACUGGCAAUAUCGAAAGUACCUGCGGAGAAGACAACGGCAUUACUGUAGGUUUCAUCGAAGAGGUGGUCAAAUACUGGCUCGAAGAAUACAAUUGGGAACUCGAGCAACUCAAACUCAACGAAUUCUCUCAGUUCAAAGUCACUAUCGAGUUGGAAGAGUGGGGGCUCUUCGACAUCCAUUUCAUCCACGAACGUUCCGAGGGAGAAGAUGGGAUUCCGUUGAUCUAUCUGCACGGAUGGCCAGGAAACUUUACAGAAGUAACAAAAAUACUUGAGCCGCUUCGAUCUGCAGGUCAUCAUGUCGUAGCACCUUCUCUCCCUGGGUUUGGCUUUUCGUCGCACACCACCAAGCAAGGGUUCAAGAACUGGCAUUCAGCAGAGCUGCUGCAUCGACUCAUGACCGGACUAGGCUACGAGCAAUAUGUCGUGGCGGGCGGGGACUGGGGAGCGAUGAUAGCAUCAUCCAUGGUUCGACUUCACCCAGAAAACAUACAGUCAGUCCAUCUUACCAACGUUUUCGUCAAGCCUCCUGAGGACGGCAACAAGCUAGAGUAUUCCGACUUCGAGAAGCGCUCUCUGGAGAUAAUGAAUUGGUUCCAGAAAGGGCAAGCCGGCUACGGCCAGAUACAGAGCACAAAACCGCGCACCCUAGGCUUCGCUAUGCACGACUCUCCUGUGGGCAUGCUUGCCUGGAUGGCCGAUAAACUUCAGAUGUGGUAA
Messenger RNA from Didymosphaeria variabile, 813 nucleotides. RefSeq lists its product as uncharacterized. NCBI's taxonomy places the organism in Eukaryota, Fungi, Ascomycota, Dothideomycetes, Pleosporales, Didymosphaeriaceae. Bases 1 to 813 code for a protein of 270 amino acids. The transcript is spliced from 3 exons. Gene Ontology annotation, biological process: epoxide metabolic process. The record is from RefSeq and is a predicted model, not a curated record. Gene Ontology annotation, molecular function: epoxide hydrolase activity.